Molecule: messenger RNA, 2581 nt
Organism: Cebus imitator (Panamanian white-faced capuchin)
Lineage: Eukaryota; Metazoa; Chordata; Mammalia; Primates; Cebidae
Gene: UPK3B
Product: uroplakin 3B
Exons: 5
Coding region: 513-1469 (318 amino acids)
Source: RefSeq, a predicted model, not a curated record
GGGCAGGGCUCUCCUCAUAGAGGGCAGGGCCGGCGUGCUGUGAUGGAACUGGGGCUGGGCAGGUUGGGGCUGCCCGCUGCUCCCCACUCCUGACUCUGGGUGGGGACGGUAAGCCGAGGGAGGCUCCUGGCACCUGGAGCGCAGGAAUCUCAGACAUGCAGUCCUUAGCCCGCUUCCAAAACCCAGGCCCUCCUCCCCAGGGCCAAGAGACUGGGAGGGGCCCCAAUCCAGGCUCCAGGAUGGUCUGGCUGGCAUCUGGGGGUACAGUGGCCCCUCUCCCAUGACGCUGGCAGUGGGGCUGGGCGCUGGCCUGUCUCCCACCAGAGCCUCCCAGCUACUCCCUGCUGCGGGCUGGACUGGGAGGAAAGGGGUGGGGUGUGCUUGCAUGUGUAGGUCUUUCCUGCCCCUGGGGCAGCCUGAUUAACCAGCUUCUCAGGGCCAAGGUGUUGGGGGUGGGGUGCAGCCCGAGGCAGCCAGACCAGUCCCUGAGCCUCCUGGGUGCUGGCAGUGUCAUGGGGCUCCCCCAAGGGCACCCUCACCUAGGGCUACAGGUGCUCCUCACGGCGCUCAACUGUCUCCGGCCCAGCCUGAGCCUGGAGCUGGUCCCCUACAUGCCGCAAAUAACAGCCUGGGACCUGGAAGGGAAGGUCACGGCCACCACCUUCUCCCUGGAGCAGCCUCGCUGUGUCUUCGAUGAGCAUGCCAGUACCAGCGACACAGUCUGGCUCGUGGUAGCCUUCAGCAAUGCCUCCAGGGGCUUCCAGAACCCAGAGACACUGGCUAACAUCCCAGCCUUCCCACGGCUGCUGACUGAUGGCCACUACAUGACACUGCCCCUGUCCCUGGACCGGCUGCCCUGUGACGACCUCACAGUGGGCAGUGGAGGCAUCCCCGUGCUGCGGGUGGGCCAUGAUCACAGCUGCCACCAACAACCCUUCUGCAACCCGCCCCUCCCUGGCCCUGGACCCUAUCGGGAAGACCCCCGGUUCCAUCGACACCUGGCCAGGGCGAAGAAGCGGUGGCAUGAUCGUCAUUACCUCCAUCCUCUCUUCUCUGACUGGCCUCCUGCUCUUGGCCUUCUUGGCAGCCUCCACCGCACGCUUCUCCAGUUUGUGGUGGCCACAGGAGGCCCCGGAGCAGCUUCGGAUCGGCUCCUUCAUGGGGAAACGCUACAUGACCCACCACAUCCCGCCCAGCGAGGCUGCCACACUGCCGGUGGGCUGCGAGCCUGGCCUGGACCCCCUCCCCAGCCUCAGCCCCUAGCCUGGCCUCUGUGCGUGGGGCUGGGGGCAGUGGGGCGCAGGGAGCCAGUGCAUGGUGCCCUGUCCCAGCUCCUGCACCCACAGGCUCCCUCAGGCCUCCUUGCCUUCCCGCCACCAGCCGGCAUGCCCCCUACCCUGUCUGGAAUCCCAGUACCAGCCCCCCUGCCUCUGCCUUUCUGGUUUCUCUCCCUCUCCAAGCAUCUGUAAGUUGCACUCAGGAGGGUUUAGGGGAGGGCCAUGGGCAGGCUGGACACCCAGUCCCCAUGUCCCUCCCCACCUCUGUCUCACCUGACCUCCUGCAAGGGAGGCUGGAGGCUGUGUGGACACGCUGCCCUGAUUGCAAGCUUCCAGACCCCAGGAGGAGGCAGAGGGCCUUGCUCUGCCCUGGUGCAGGGAGCUGGGCCCAUUCCAAGGUCUAUGAGGCCUGAGCCACCCUCCAUACCCCGUUCCACCCAUCAGUGGCUGAGCCGAGGUGAGGACUCAGAGGCAUCUCCACAGCCCUGAUCAUGGCACCUUUCUGAGAGUGGGACUCUCCAUAGCCAUCUGACUACCAAUUCCGGCCGCCACCUCCAACCCUCUUACGCAUACAAAUGGCUCUCACCCUUAUCCACCCCAGUAAGCAUUUAUUAAGCACCUGCUGUAUGCCACAUACAGUGCUAGACUUCGGGCAUAGCUGGUCCUGACAUUGGGGGAGCUGCCUUCUCUAGACCUGAGACGACCACGUGUCCAGAUGUGACCUGUUCCGUCGGGGGUCUGUCCCGCCCUUAGACUGUCACCCCAGUGGGCUCUCCGGGACCCAUGAGCGUCCAUCACCUGGAAGGACCAACCCUCUGCAGAUCCCCCAGCGUCCGUCUGUACACACGGCCAAUGGUUCCCAUCGUCGCCACUCGGGGGCGCCAGUGAGCCGCAGUGAGGGCGUCUCAAGGCCAGUGCGCAUGCGCACUCAUAUUCGCUGCCUCUCCCUCCCGACUCCCAAACGACCAGAAGCCAGUAGCAGAUGUCAGGCAGCCGGGUCGGUGGAGGUCAGGACCCCAGGCCUCCUUCCUCCAAGCCAGAGGGAUGAGCAGUCACGCCUGAGAGCCCACUGCGUGCCAUGCAGUCCGCACAGCCGCAGCGAUUUUCUAGAUGGGGAAGCUGAGGCUCAAUCACUUGCCCGUUGCACUCUGUCCAUGGCCUCUGCACAGGCCCGUGUCCCCCUGGGGUGCGCUCCGGGGCCCUCUGGGGGACCACGGUUCCCGGCAUGCAGGCCCCGCCCGCGGAGGGCGCUCGGUGGUGACCCUCGGGCUGCAGCCCUCUUUGGAGGUGAAUAAACGCGGUCU